AUGGAAAGAGGAAACCAAACAGGAGUUGGGAAUUUUCUCCUCUGGGGAUUCACAGAGGACCUGGACCUGAAGGCUUUCUUCUUUGGGUUGUUUCUGUCCAUGUAUCUGGUCACAUUCACUGGGAACCUGCUCAUCAUCCUGGCCAUCUGCUCAGACUCCCACCUCCACACGCCCAUGUACUUCUUCCUCUCCAACCUGUCCUUUGCUGAUAUCUGUUUCACCUCCACCACCGUCCCCAAGAUGCUCCAGAACAUCCAGACUCACAGCAAAGCCAUAACAUAUGAAGGAUGUCUCAGUCAGAUUUUUUUUUUCAUUGUGUUUGGAUGCCUGGACAAUUUACUCCUGACCAUGAUGGCCUAUGACCUCUUUGUGGCCAUCUGUCAGCCCCUGCAUUACUCAGUCAUCAUGAACCCCCAGCUCUGUGAGCUGCUGGCCCUGGGGUCCUGGUGCAUCAGUGUCAUGGGCUCCCUGUUGGAAACCUUGACCCUCUUGAGGCUGUCCUUCUGCACAGACAUGGGAAUCCCACACUUUUUUUGUGAUCUUCCUGAAGUCCUGAAGCUUGCCUGUUCUGACACCCUCAUUAAUAACUUAGUGAUGUAUUUUGUGACUGUUGUCCCAGGUGUCUUUUCUUAUUCUCAGAUUUUCUCCUCCAUCCUGAGAAUUUCAUCAGCCAGGGGCAAGUACAAAGCCUUUUCCAGGUAUGGGUCUCACCUCUCGGUGGUCUCCUUGUUCUAUGGCACAGGGCUUGGGGUCGACCUCAGUUCUGCAGCAACUUCAUCCACUAGGAUGAGUCUGGUGGCCUCGGUGAUGUACACCAUUGUCACUCCCAUGCUGAACCCCUUCAUCUACAGCUUGAGGAACAAGGACAUGAAGGGAGCCCUGGGCACGCUCCUCAGGAGGGUGGUGCCUCUCAGCGUUGGGACCAUUACAGGAUUCUCCUGA
Neomonachus schauinslandi (Hawaiian monk seal) is the source of this 942-nucleotide messenger RNA. RefSeq names its product olfactory receptor 7C2-like. Gene Ontology annotation, molecular function: olfactory receptor activity; G protein-coupled receptor activity. Gene Ontology annotation, biological process: G protein-coupled receptor signaling pathway. Gene Ontology annotation, cellular component: membrane. Lineage: Eukaryota; Metazoa; Chordata; Mammalia; Carnivora; Phocidae. Bases 1 to 942 code for a protein of 313 amino acids. The transcript has a single exon. The record is from RefSeq and is a predicted model, not a curated record.